Messenger RNA from Daphnia magna, 1103 nucleotides. RefSeq lists its product as uncharacterized. Bases 64 to 879 code for a protein of 271 amino acids. NCBI's taxonomy places the organism in Eukaryota, Metazoa, Arthropoda, Branchiopoda, Diplostraca, Daphniidae. The transcript is spliced from 3 exons. The record is from RefSeq and is a predicted model, not a curated record.
UAGCGCUUAGUCAAAGUAGUGAAUGGUAGGUGGCGUUUUUGUUUCACGUUUCCCUUUGCAACCAUGGCUGAAGAUGCUCAACGCCGAGUAGAGUCAGCUCUCUCCAGUUUUGUCGAUGAAAUCGAAAAAUCCAAUCUCAGAAAAAUGCAGAGAUCGUCUUGGAAAAUGGGACUUGUUUCUGAUUCGUGUCUGAACCAAAAAGAACUCCUUGGGACGUCUACGGAGAAUCAGGAGAAACGUAUUACACUUGUCGAUUUGUCAUCCAGUAUAGACAUCAGUGACAUUGUGGAAGAAGAUGAUGUGAAAAGGAUGGCCUAUUUUUAUGUCUACGCCACAAAACUGCAGUCUUUGGCUUCUACUGGCGGGAAUAGCAUGGGGUUGGCUUCAGGUUUUCUCGAUCUGAAACCUCUAAUGCAUUGGAGUGUUGUCGUCAAAUUCGAGUCACCUGAAUCCAUUUACACGUUGGACGCAGACACAUCGGGUGGUCUUACAGGUGCCAAAUUUGUCGUUAAGGUAAAACGCCAAUAUCCUGAAAAAGUGCGUCGCAAAAUAGAAGUUGGAUCGAUAAUUAUUUCCCCACAACAAGUGAUUCGAUGCGCCCGGAAAUUAUACCUUAAUGAGGGCAAGUACGACUUCAUUUUUGCCAAUUGUCAGUCUUGGGCGCACAAAUUCUGUUGUGAGAUUUCGCCGGAUUUUGCUGCCAAUCUUCCUGUCACAAUAGGUGACUGCACGACGAUAGCAACAACCAUUGGGGUGAGUGUUAUUUCCUUGGGUGCCGCCGGUAUAGGCAUAGGAUGGGCACUUUGUAAAAUGCUCCAGAAUCGUCAAUCGAAAUUGCCUUCAUCGAUGAACGAAGAGGAAGAAAAUGAUGACAUUUGAAAAAUUUGCUAAGUAGCCGAUUGAGUCGAUGUUACGUUGAACACCCUGCCGACAAAGUAUUAUCCCUCCUUCAUGAACAUUUCGUCCAAUUAAUCAUAUUAUAUUCUAUGGUUUAUUUAUCCUGGUUUUCGUUAAAAAAGGCUGGUCUGAAAUUUGGCCAAAAAUUUAUGUAGCUGUAUUUGGCUCCUUCAUUUAAACCACGAUAAAUAUAUUUGUAAAUCAAA